CCUCCCGCCCCGAGUUGACCCGGAAGCGCUGACCCGGAAAGCGCUGAUCCGGAAGUGCUGUGCAGGCGCCGCUUGUUCUGCGUCGGAGUGAGGAGAUGGCGGCUGUGUCCGUGCUGCGGGCGCCUAGCGGCGGCUUCAGCUUCGACAACUGUGCUCGGAACUCUGUCUUGGAGACCGAGCUCACUCGGAGUGGGUUGCGCUUGCCCGCUGCCCGCAAGACUGGCACCACCAUCGCCGGUGUCAUCUUCAAGGAUGGCGUGGUCCUCGGAGCAGAUACGAGAGCUACUGAAGGAAUGGUUGUGGCUGACAAGAACUGUUCCAAAAUACACUUCAUUUCUCCGAAUAUCUAUUGCUGUGGUGCGGGGACGGCUGCCGAUACUGAUAUGACAACACAGCUGAUUUCUUCUAAUCUAGAGCUCCACUCGCUCUCUACCGGACGACUCCCAAGAGUUGUAACUGCUAAUCAAAUGCUGAAGCAAAUGCUUUUCAGGUACCAAGGCUACAUUGGUGCCGCCCUGGUUUUGGGGGGAGUAGAUGUCACGGGCCCUCACCUUUACAGCAUAUAUCCCCACGGAUCGACUGACAAACUGCCUUACGUUACCAUGGGUUCUGGAUCAUUAGCAGCUAUGGCCGUGUUUGAAGAUAAAUACAAACCGGACAUGGAGGAAGAGGAAGCCAAGCAGCUUGUGAGAGACGCCAUCGCGGCUGGCAUCUACAACGACCUGGGCUCCGGCAGCAACAUCGACAUCUGUGUCAUUAGCAAGAACAAGCUGGAUUUUCUCCGUCCAUAUGAUGUGGCCAACAAAAAGGGGGAUAGGUAUGGCAGAUACAGGUGUGAAAAGGGCACUACUGCUGUUCUCACCGAAAACGUGGCACGCCUGGAAAUCGAGGUGGUGGAUGAGACUGUACAAACCAUGGACACAUCCUGAGCCACCGCUGGAGACCAGCGCUAGAGCUGUUCAGGAGCCUUCCGGCAUCAAGAGAAAGGUGCAGUGGGUACCGAAUAAAGAGGGUUCUGACUGUUCUUCUCAGUCCUG
This is a messenger RNA of Cuculus canorus (common cuckoo), 1037 nucleotides long. It is a transcript of the gene PSMB7, whose product is annotated as proteasome 20S subunit beta 7. Gene Ontology annotation, molecular function: threonine-type endopeptidase activity. The transcript is spliced from 8 exons. Gene Ontology annotation, cellular component: proteasome core complex. The record is from RefSeq and is a predicted model, not a curated record. The coding region runs from base 96 to 929 and encodes 277 amino acids. NCBI's taxonomy places the organism in Eukaryota, Metazoa, Chordata, Aves, Cuculiformes, Cuculidae.